AUGUAUAUAUUCCAAGGUUAUCAGCGCCUAUUUAUUGAUGUCCCAUCGGUUAUCGGCAAUGUGGAUUUCGUCAAUCUUGGUAGCUAUGACUUCCAAACACCAGAGCGCGAUCCUAAAGUUGCUGAUCAUAGUGCGCCCAUAUAUGAAAUGUUCGAACGCGAUCCCACCCACAACAUUGACUACCAAGUACAGCAUUGGCUCAAUAACUCCGCACCCAGUAACAAAAUCCACAUUGGUGUACCAGCUUAUGGUCUUUCUUGGACUAUGUCAUGUAAGUCUGGUUUUACCGGUUACCCGCCGAUUAAGAAAACUGUCGGUAGGGGCGCCGGCGGCAGACAGUUACGCAAACCUGGCUUAAUGAGUUGGCCUGAAAUUUGCGAAAAGCUACAGGCAGACAAAGAUUUGGCGGGUGAAGCUGCGCCUUUACGCAAAGUUAGCGAUCGAAGCCAACGCUAUGGCAGCUAUGCUUAUCGAUCAGCCAACUAUGAUGACCAGAACGGUCUUUGGGUGAGCUAUGAGGAACCCAGCACUGCAGCAAUCAAGGCAAGUUACGUAUUCGCCAAGGGUUUGGGUGGCGUUGCUUUGUUCGAUUUGUCGCUGGACGAUUUUCGUGGCCAAUGUACCGGUGAGAAGUAUCCAAUACUGAGAAGUAUUAAGUUUAAAUUGUAA
Molecule: messenger RNA, 669 nt
Organism: Bactrocera latifrons
Lineage: Eukaryota; Metazoa; Arthropoda; Insecta; Diptera; Tephritidae
Product: chitinase-like protein Idgf5
Exons: 2
Coding region: 1-669 (222 amino acids)
Biological process (GO): chitin catabolic process; carbohydrate metabolic process
Cellular component (GO): extracellular region
Molecular function (GO): chitin binding
Source: RefSeq, a predicted model, not a curated record